AUGACUAUCAAACUCAUCGGAUAUCCUGCCUUAGGUCCUACCACUAAAGUUAUUAUAACCCUUAAGGAAUUAGGUAUUCCUUACGAACUCGACCCUCCAGCUAGUUUUCAAUCUCUAAAGGAUGAUGAUUAUAUCAAGAAUAAGCAUCCAUUUGGAAAAAUACCAGUCCUUUUCGAUGGUGAUUUUAGAAUUACCGAAUCUCGUGCAAUUUGUCGUUACUUAGCAUCUAAAUACCAAGGCAAAUAUAAUGAUACGAUCUUGCUUCCUAACGAUGUUCACCAGGCCAGCCUAGUCGAUCAGUACAUUUCUUAUGAAUCAUUUUACUAUGACCCACCACUUUCAAAAAUUGUAUAUCAAGAAAAAGUCGCUAAAAAAUUCUUUGAUAAAGACCCAGAUCUCGAAGUUAUUAAAGAAAAUCGUGAAGAACUUGCUAAAGUUUUAGAUGUUUUUGAGAAGCUUUUAGAAGGAAAAGAAUAUUUGAAUGGCGAAUAUUCUUUGGCUGAUCUCUUUAUAUGUCCCAAUACUAAUUAUGUUUAUUGUAUUGACACACAUUCCGAUUUAUGGGAUAGUAGGCCUAAUGUUAAAAAUUGGUGGAAUAGGUUGUGUAAUAGGGAUUCUAUUAAGACAACUUUUGAAGAAAUCAAAAGCAAAUAUAAUAAUACAAUUUUAGUCACUCACGAUAUCCGCGAAGUCGGUUUAGUUGAACAAUUCAUAUCUUAUGAAUCAUCUUAUGAUGAUACACCAGUCUCAAAAAUUGUGUUUCAAGAGUUAUAUGUGAAUUAUAUAGGUAGCACUUUGGAUCCUGCAAUAAUUAAGCAAGACCGUGAAAAACUGAUGAAGUUUUGA
Cetraspora pellucida is the source of this 846-nucleotide messenger RNA. The record is from the annotation of a GenBank genome assembly. Lineage: Eukaryota; Fungi; Glomeromycota; Glomeromycetes; Diversisporales; Gigasporaceae.